AUGUAUUUAAGUCCAGUGCCCGAGACGUCUAAGUCAGACAAAUCGCCGAAGAAAACCAAUUGCGGUAAAAGCGACGACAAGGCGUCCACCGAAUGGCAAAAAUUGCGGACAACGAGACACAGUCGCAACCGACGGGAGAAGCACCGGAAGCCCAGCAUUUGCAGCGACUCCGAGACCGAGAGCAGUACGGGAGGCGCCCACGCCUUAGACGAUCUCUGUCUGACGACGUCCAAGAAGUGGAGUCUACCCCUACCAGUGGCCACUCGGGGCAGUGAGUCGGACAGCACCAGCAGUUCGUGGAGCGCCCGCUCGGCCGAUGAGACCACCGAAGACGAGAGGAGUCCGAUCCCCAGUCCGAGUGCAUCGACACAGAGCUGCGAAGCACUCAUAUCUGAAGCGCAAACAUCUGUUGAAGAGAUUAAAGCCAAGUGGAAGCGUCCGAAAAAGAUUUCAAAGGCGGCCGAAACCCAUAAACUUCAGCGCAUGAAGACAACCAAUUAUGGCCGCUGCAAGAUCUGCGACACUUACGUCUACUUCUGGGGCUUCCAGUGUCAGGAGUGCGAACUCAUCAGCCAUAAGAAAUGCUUGAAAAAGAUGACUAUCAUGUGCGCUAAGGCUCCGUUACCUCCCAAGUCCAGCAUCAUUAACAUGGAUCUGACGGCCACUGACCACGAGGUGCCCGUUCUGGUGGUCAAGUGUACGCUGGAGAUCGAGCGCCGCAGUUGUCUCACUCCCGGCAUAUAUCGCAUGACUGGAGUCAGCUCUCGGGUCCAGAAGAUUCUCAAGAGCUUCGAGAGCGGUCCCCAUCUCAUCGAUGUCAGUGAUGUCACGCCCAACGACUUGUGCUCUGUUCUCAAAGUCUUUCUAAGAGAGCUUAAGCACCCAUUGAUCACAAACGAUGUCUACAAAGAGUUCAUAGACAUCGGAAGGAUAUAUAAACACGACUCAGAUAUCGGCGACAAAAAGCCAGAUCUGGUGACGGCGUUGAGGGCCGGUAUUAAUAAGUUGCAUAAGAAUCACAAGGCCACCCUCUCAUAUCUGAUCCACCACUUGAAACGGAUCACUAACUUUCACGAGCAUAAUAAUAUGUCGCCAAACAAUUUAGGCAUUAUAUUCGCGCCCACCAUAUUCCGGCCCCGCGAAGCUAUAAACGACUUGUUCACCGAAGUCUUCGAGGCUGGCCCUCAGGCCCGAGUGAUUGAAUUGAUGAUCACUUACGUGAACGAAGUGUUUGGGCAUCAGUCACAGUCCACUAAGUUUUCGUAUGAAUUUGUUAAAUGAGUGACCACUCUUUCGGUCAUUUUCAUCACUUUUAAUGUUUUCACAAUUAUAUAUUAACUUAUAUUUCAACUCAUUACCGACCAAACAAUCUCUACAUUUAUAUAAGAAUUAAUUACUGAAUACAGAAACGUAACACAACUUGAUAACUGACCAAACAAUUGAGAGCUUUAGGAUAAGAUCAUAGGGUAUAUCAUAUUAAAGUGCUUUCUUGUGUGCCAUUGAAUACCAGUAUAUUAUUGUUAUUUCUUUAUGGCAUACGUUUGUUGUCCUUCUAUUUCCUGUCUAACGAAUCAAUAAGUGAUUUCUAACGCAAACAUAUUUUUUCGGCUAAAAUAACAUAAAUAUAAUAAAAUAGCAUUUCGUAUGAGUUAGGAAUAA
This is a messenger RNA of Oppiella nova, 1659 nucleotides long. Lineage: Eukaryota; Metazoa; Arthropoda; Arachnida; Sarcoptiformes; Oppiidae. The record is from the annotation of a GenBank genome assembly.